AUGGCCUCAGCACAACAACAACAACAAAUGCAUAUGAUCCUUCCCGGUGAUUCACUGCCUAUAUCAGAGACAGACCUGAAAUCGCACAGACUAGUCCUAGGACCAGGCCUCUAUACAGACCCCAAGACACUAACUAUCCAUCCAGUGAACGCAGGAAAACUCUACAUCACUCAAAACAAUAACAGUAAUAGAAUUAAUAUUCACAUAGAUUACGAAUCUCAUCGCUAUAUACCCCACGUCAAUGAUCUCGUCAUUGGUUGUAUCGUGGGCACUUUUGCUGACUCUUAUAAAGUCUCAUUGAAUUCAUUCUCAAAUUCGGUAUCUUUAUCUUACAUGGCAUUCCCUAAUGCUUCGAAAAAAAAUAGACCUACUUUGAAAAUCGGUGACCUUGUAUAUUGCAAAGUAGCCACCGCAGUGAAGGAAUUGGAAGCUACAGUGGAAUGUCUGGAGUCUGGGUUUGGUCUUUUAGAGGAUGGGAUGAUUAUCGAUUCCACUGGUUUGAAAUUCGUAAGAUUAUUGUUAUUUGAUGAUCAGUUCCCAUUGUUAAGAUUAUUGGCUUCGAGAACAAAAUUUGAAAUUGCAAUCGGUGUUAAUGGGAAAAUUUGGAUUAAAGCUGAUGAAAUUAAAGAUACGUUAGCUUGUUAUAGAUCUAUUUUGGACUGUUCCAUGUGCCAAUCCGUUGAUCAAUUCGCAAACAUUAUCAAGAAACAUUUCCAAGAUUUAAAUACUGUCGCUGCUGCUACUGCUGCUACUGAAAAUUAG
This is a messenger RNA of Naumovozyma dairenensis CBS 421, 762 nucleotides long. RefSeq names its product exosome non-catalytic core subunit RRP40 (gene RRP40). Lineage: Eukaryota; Fungi; Ascomycota; Saccharomycetes; Saccharomycetales; Saccharomycetaceae. Gene Ontology annotation, molecular function: RNA binding. The transcript has a single exon. The coding region runs from base 1 to 762 and encodes 253 amino acids. The record is from RefSeq and is a predicted model, not a curated record. Gene Ontology annotation, biological process: nuclear polyadenylation-dependent rRNA catabolic process; exonucleolytic trimming to generate mature 3'-end of 5.8S rRNA from tricistronic rRNA transcript (SSU-rRNA, 5.8S rRNA, LSU-rRNA); U4 snRNA 3'-end processing. Gene Ontology annotation, cellular component: cytoplasmic exosome (RNase complex); nuclear exosome (RNase complex).